This is a messenger RNA of Alternaria alternata, 1953 nucleotides long. RefSeq lists its product as hypothetical. The record is from RefSeq and is a predicted model, not a curated record. Lineage: Eukaryota; Fungi; Ascomycota; Dothideomycetes; Pleosporales; Pleosporaceae. Bases 30 to 1772 code for a protein of 580 amino acids. The transcript has a single exon.
GGGAGUCUGCCACCAUUAGCACCAUCACAAUGCUCGCACGCACACAUGUAUCUCCCCGAUUACUUUUGAGGGCGCUCGCACGGCCUCGUGCUACAACAUGCUCUGUACUCCACCCUUUACCAGCGUGCCCUCGACGUGGAAAACGCACAAAAGCCAGCCGACCCGAUGAGACGGAGAAGGAUGCGACGACCGGAUCCAGGUCUGCGAUACGGGACAAGCUCAAAGGCACAAAAUCCGUUUUCGAGAACGAUGCGGAAACGGACAGGCUUAUGCGCCCGCUGUCCGACGCCGAACUCGAACGUGACGAUAUGCCCGUCAUCAACUGGUAUGAGCAGGACUUGGACAAAGGCACGCCACAGCGUCUCGUUGAACGCUUAGCCACACCGGAAGAUCGCAAGAAAGACAAAGAGAUGUACAUGAUGAUAGAGGAAUCACAGAAGAACCCGGACUACGACGACGCAAGGCUGAACCGGCGACUGAUCGACAGCUUACUGGCUAACCCAAACUUCGCCGAAUUGACGGACGAGCUCAAGGAUAUCAAGGAAGGCAUCAAGUCGAGGAAAGAGCUCCAGCAAUUAGAAGAGCAGGCAGCCAUCGAAGCAGGGAAGGAAAGCAAAGAGUUCAAGACUGGCCUACGGACGGCCACACUCCAAACUCUACAAGACAUUGUCAGCGAUCCGGAUAUCGGAGAUGCGAAGGCUGACCUCCAAAAGUGCAUCGACGAGAUGCCAGAUGUGGAGGAAAUGGACAACCCCGAUUAUCAAGCCAUGCUGAACAAGGCAAUGGACAAGCUGGGGGCCAACGAAGCUAUGCAGAAGAAGGUUGCUGCUAUGAGCGAACAUCUCGAUAGCCCGAAAUUAGAGACUGAAUGGGAGGAGUACCAGAGAAACACAGAGGACGCUAUCGCUGAAGCUGAGGCCCCAGAUGACGAUCUCACCAUGACAACGCCCGAGGACCUGCAGGAUGUGGAUAAACUCCUACAUCAGAUGCGGGAUAUCAUGAAGUCGCUGGGUGGCGACAGCGGCCUUGAGUCUGAACUUGAUGCAGCCCUCAAUGAAGACUCGUCGUCGAACCAAGAUCAAGACGGUGUAUUCGAACGUGAGAUGGACCCGCAAGAAUUAGCGGAGGAGAUCAUGAAGUUUGCCGAGUCGAAGGCAUCGCAGCCCCAGCAGCUUGUGGAGGACGAGGAAGAUGUUCCCGCCGAGCUACAAGCCAAAGUUGACGAAAUCAUGAAAGACCCCAAGUUGAUGGAGAAGCUCAUGUACAUUCAAAAGCUCAUCUCAGAAAACAAGCAACAGCAAGGUGAUCUUACUACUAUUGCGCACGAUAGUGCACCUGAUCCCUACCAACUCGAAGACGACCGCACUACUACGCUCAAAGAACGUAUGGCUGCCGCCCUCCAGGAUCCAGAACACUCUGCCGCCCUCCAACGACUCCGCGUUCAUCUGCCCCCACCUUUUAACAUCUCGCCCGCGCUGAAGUCUUUCAAUCAAGCCAUUGAAUUCGCAUACAUCGGCGCAAAUGACGACAUCCGCCGGAUUCUCUGGCGCUCGUACCAAAAAGCGCGAUCUUUACCUACCUUUCUCCAAAAUAUCAGUGACGAGGCCUGGGAUAUACUGUAUUACUCCCAGGCGGUCACAUGGGGCAGCAACCAGAACCGUGAGAACCAUCUCAGAACCUUGCUAGCAGAUCUCAAGAGCCUAGGGCGAGACGGUCCACCCACACACCCUAGUUCACUUGUUAACGGGGGUGUUGAGCAGAUGGACACAUGAAAUGCCAGAGAUUUCAUAACGAUGUAUUGCUGUACGAUAUGACGACAUGUAUAUGAUACCCUUUGAAUACAUAACACUCCAAAGGCACUUUUCCAGAGCCAUUCUUCAUCCAAUCUGACAUUGUAUUUUGUACAUAGUGCUAAGGGCCUACCUUCUUGCACCUAUGGCAUCGAUGAUAUGC